This is a messenger RNA of Portunus trituberculatus (swimming crab), 3030 nucleotides long. Its product is annotated as protein ABHD1-like. Gene Ontology annotation, biological process: medium-chain fatty acid catabolic process; medium-chain fatty acid biosynthetic process. NCBI's taxonomy places the organism in Eukaryota, Metazoa, Arthropoda, Malacostraca, Decapoda, Portunidae. The record is from RefSeq and is a predicted model, not a curated record. Gene Ontology annotation, molecular function: acetylesterase activity; monoacylglycerol lipase activity.
UUGCUUCCACAUUGAGGACGGAUGUGUUGAAAAUGCACCAGUUAGCGAGGGAGUGACUGAAGGGCGGCGGGCUGUGGGGCGGGGCGGCGAGCCCUGGGAGUGGGACAGCCAGUCAGUCAGUUGGCCGCCGCCCAAAUUGUCGUACAGUGCGCUACUAAGCUGCCGGGGAAGUUCACACAUACAAUGACUAUCAAAGACCUGAGGAGGGAAACGGAUGUCUGAUAAUAUCCUACAUGUCACUUGCUUUCACCGCUCAGACAAGGGGGAGGUCCGUAGCGUGGCAGGGCAAGUGGUAAAGACACGCCAGUCACCACACCACGGGUCGAUAAUACCAUAACCCCAGUCACCAUUCCCUUCUGACUCGGGCUCGGCAGCGGCGGCGUGACUGCAGUGCUGCACUCGCGGGUCGCCGGUGACACGUGCAAACGGUGAAUCAAGCACCACGCUCUGAGAACCCUCCUGCCGCACGCCGCCGCCCUCCUCCUGCAGAAGUGCUAGUCGAGGGUGUAUGCAAAGGUGUGCCAGGCGAGGGUAUAGCGGUGUAGCCUGCGAGGUGUCAGUCAGUGGCGCGCAGAGGUGGAGCGGAGAUGGACUGGUACAGCGACUGGCCGAGGACGCUGGUGGGCCUCACGCUGGGCGCCGGCUGCCUCAUCUACUACCUCCUGGAUGCCGCCAAGGUUCCCUUGGUGGCGUGCCGGCCCGGGGCGUGGCGCGGGUUCCUGGAGCAGCACCUGAGUAUCCUGCAGGAGCGGUACUGGCCCACGCCCUGGUGUUAUGAGUCCCGCUGCCAGACCAUCAUGGCUUCUGUGCUGCGCGCCAGGCUGCCCGACAUCAACUACAGGAGAGAGGUGGUAAGACUGAAGGAUGGGGGGCAAGUGAGUCUGGACUGGUUGGAGGCUACAGGCGGAGGCGCUGACGGAGGCACUAAGGGACCGCCCGGGCUGGUGCUGGUGCUUCCUGGUCUGACGGGGAGCUCGCAAAGUGAAUACGUGAAGGGCGUGGUUCUGGAGCUGCAGCGGGCGGGCGUCACCUCAGCCGUGCUCAAUAACAGGGGCAUGGGUGGCCUUUCCUUGCUGACCACCAGGACGUAUUGCGCCGCGAACAGUGACGAUCUGGAGGAGGCGCUGGACUACCUGAAGGCGACACGGAAGGGGAUCCCUCUGUUCAUCAUCGGUAUCUCUCUUGGCGGACUCAUCACUGGAAACUACUUGGCGACGAGAGGCGAGGCUGCUGCAGAGAAGGUGGCGGCAGCAGCAGUGGUCUCGGUGCCUUGGAAUAUGGUGGAGGGGCUGCGGGGGAUGGAGAGGCCAAUCUGUAACCUUCUGCUCAACAAGUACCUCGCUUCCUGCCUGUGUGAGCUCGCCGACUCCUUCAGUUACCAGCUAGCGGGCGGCGACCAUGACUGGAACCUGGAUGAUGUGGUGAAGAGCAAGACGAUGAGGGAGUUUGACACACGGUUCACGGCUCGCCAGUUCGGUUGAGACGCAGACGACUACUACAGGUGCUCCAGCCUCCACAACCACCUGGACAGAAUCAGAGUGCCGCUGUUCUGCCUCAACGCUGCCGACGAUCCCUUCCAGCCCAUGCCAAUGCUGCCAAUAGAAGCUGCGCAGAGGUCCAGUCACGUGGCGUUGGUGGUGACCUCUCGCGGGGGUCACAUUGGCUUUAUGGAGGGUCUCUUCCCAAGCCGAGCCUACUACAGUGACCGCCUCUUGACCCAGCUGGCGAUCUCAAUCCUGACCAAUGACGAGACUAUUCAGGAGGUCAAGAAAGAGGCUAUGCAGUGGUUGACCUCCUCUUGUUAGUCUGUUAUGUCAGGUCACUGUGGGCCUUAAUUUUACCUAAUAUUGUUAUCUGAUUCUUGUUGGAAGGAUUUUUUUUGUGUUAAAUCUCCUUCGUCUUGUUAUUCUUGUCUGUACCUCCUCCUCUUCCUCCUCUUCUUCCUCCUCUUCUUCUUCCUAGGCUGUUAUGUUAGGUCAGUCCUCCAAGCCUUAAGCUGACCUAAUGUUGUUAUCUAAUAAUUGUUGAAGUUGUUUUUUGUUAAAUCUUUUUCUAGUCUCGUUUUGUCGUCUAGUCUUGUCUCUCGUCUUGUUUCUCUCUGGCUCAUCUCUUCUGUUUCUUUUCUCGUGUCUACAUCUGUCACUUCUCUCUGUCUGUCUGUCUGUCUCUCUCUGGUUCCUCUUUAUCAGCUGUCAGUUUGUCUCUAGUUCUCUCUCUGAUUAUUCCUUCUGUCUCUCUCUAAAGUUCUGGUGUUUUAAGGAAGCCCUGGUGUGUUGUCCGGGCUCCUUGUAUUGUUAAGUACUAUAUUCUCAUCUGCAGUGAGUUCUGGAGUGCUGAUCGAAGUAAGGGAGAAUCUAAUAUUUUAGAAAGCUAUUUUGCGAGUUCUCGAAAUAAAAGGUUUGAGAGACUCUAAGUAGAAAUGUUUAAAGGAUGAAAAAAAAAAAACGUAAAUAUUCUUUCUUAAACUGAAAUGUUACUUGUUUUUAAGAGUUGAAAUAUUAGAGAAACUGAAAUAUUUGCGUGGAAAAACUCAAAUUUCAUGAGGUUUAAAUUUAAGAGUCGAAGUAUUGGAGACACUUGGAAAAACUGAGAUUCCGCUACGCUUAAAUUUAGAAAGUCAUCGUUUUUUCUGGAGUUGAAGUAUUGGAAAAGAAAACGAAAGAAAAACAAAAUUGAACUAUUGCAGAUUCUAAAGUCAAGCGAAGUGUUGCAGCGGUCGGAAGUGUGUAGUUAAAGUCUCAUCUAGCUUAGUGAAUCAUUGCAAGUGUUUCGCUGCAGACCCGAAGAAGAGAAACAGUGUUACCAGUGAUAUAAGGGAAGCGAUACCGGUUUUAUGCAAGUGUGUGUGUGUGUGUGUGUGUGUGUGUGUGUGUGUGUGUGUUGCAGGAUCUGAUGGAGGUGGAGUGCUUGAAGGUUCUAAAGUGAAGGUUUACGAAGCAUUGGAAGGUGUGGAUCAAAGAAAAUGUAAAGAAGGUUGAGAUUGUUAGUUUUGUCUUUGUAAAUGAUGUAAAUAAAGAUGAAACUUAUAAA